Molecule: messenger RNA, 2048 nt
Organism: Alternaria rosae
Lineage: Eukaryota; Fungi; Ascomycota; Dothideomycetes; Pleosporales; Pleosporaceae
Exons: 1
Coding region: 250-1761 (503 amino acids)
Source: RefSeq, a predicted model, not a curated record
GGACCUUCUCGUCGGGCUGCCCAACAUCUCUGGACCCUGCGCUGUUGCGAUUCUAGAAUCCGUUUAUGCACAGGUGAGAGCCGCCACCAGUAGCUUCACCUAGCUCGCAUCGGAACCGUGGGAUUAUACCUUUCAUCCACGUUUGACACUUAAAGCCACAACUUCGCCACUCAAUUGCCUACCAGGACUUCCACCUGCUCUUUACUUUUUGGCGGUAUUGACGCCGGCAGCGCCACCUCGAAAGCUACCAUGGGACUCCUCGAUCUUCCGCCAGAGAUUCUUGACCUGAUCAUUGACCGUACCGCACCUGAUGGUCUCGAAAGCUUCGUGCUCUCGUGUAAGACUGUGUAUGGACGUGCUGCAUCCCAGAUUCGACAGCACAAUGACCUACGGAAGACCUGGAGCCACACGACUAACAUGAGCCGGAGUCGUCGCGGUGACACAUUGGCUAUCUUGCACGACAUCUCGCGCGACCCAAUCAUUGCUGAGUAUAUCGAAACCCUUUCCCUCUGGGACCGACGGCAAGAUAAUGCAAUGCCCCCGCAUGAUGCCACACCGCACAGUUUCCGCCAAGAUGAGCAGGAGAUGGAAAAUAUAAAAGCUCUGCUGCAGCGCGCCGAAUAUUACGCCAAUGCUGACGAGGACGAGUGGUGGGGUCGCAUUCUGGAAGAAGACCGAGCGGGUGAUCAGGCGACCAUGGACAAGUUGUAUGCGACCGUCGCUUUGUUGAGUCUUCUACCCAACCUUAAGACGCUGCAAUUGCCUGAUAGGUGGCAUGAGGUCAGGGAAGGUGAGGGCGCCGAGGCUCUUGUUUCUCAUGUACAGUCGCUCGUCGCCAUGUCUAAUGCAAACGGGCACCGGCAGAAGCCCUUGGCUCGACUAGAGACCUUGUUGCCGUUCGUGGAAGAAGGGUAUGACGUCAGAGUUGGCUUGCAAUGUCUUGCGCCCUUCAUGACCCUCAACAGUAUUCGGAACAUCUACGCUGUCAGUUGUGUUGCCGUUGACGAAGACUGGGGAGGCGUACCUUUCAAUUGGCUUAACCCAAAUGUCAAAUCACCAUUGACCCGUGUCGAGUUUGCCUAUUGCUGCAUGGACGCCACCGGUCUUUCGGCCUUUCUCGCAAACACACCAGCUCUUGAGGUUUUUAAAUACUCCCACCAAACGAAGUGGGAUGGUCUCGAACACGACUGGAAUGCGGGCGAAAUGCUCGAAACUCUAGCAAACUACAAUAGUGAUACUAUUGUUGAUCUCGCCAUCACCAUCGACGAGCUGCAUGGCGAGGUCGUAAAUGGCCUUUCCUCAUUUCUGCGAUUUACAAAAUUACAGAAGCUGGAGGUUGACGUCGAGUGCUUCUGUGGACCGCCACUGGAGAGCGGACAGCGACAGGGCCGUGAUGCGCAUAUUCCAGAUGGAGCGAGGACAUGGGGGCACAUGGACAUCCCUUGUAUGGGCGACAUGCUUCCGGAGAGUAUGAGAGAGCUGCAUGUCAACACAAACUUCCCAGAGCCGUCUGAGGAGUCGCUCAGGGCUCUCUUCAAGAAUAUCGUAGUGCGACGUAAAGACAAGCUUAUCAACCUGCACACGGCGAUCAUCCGACAAUACGGAUCGUCCAGUGCUGGAAAGAUAGCCGAGAGCCAUGAUGUCAUUUUGGAAGUUUUCGGGGUUGGUGGUGACGGCAACCCCCUCCCUAGAUCCAUGAUGCCACUCUGGAAGAGGGAAUUCAACAGCCGCGUCGGCGGGAUCGUGUUUGUGGAUGGCUAGAGCGAGAACGUAACAUUGGUUUGAGACAACGCGACCUUUUAGGUAUUUCGAAAUCCCAGUGUACGAUCCAUAGGACGCAGGCUUCGACGCGCGCACGGUGCGGCAAUAGUAUACGAUGCUGCAUGCAGGGCGCUUGGGUGAAUUGGUGGCCCUGGGAGACGCCAGAGGUUAUGGCCGACAAACGCCGAUUCGGCCUUCUUUGUACACAUGUUAACAAAAGUCAAUCGAUCUUGAAAGUAAAAAGAAUGUAAGCAUGCACUCUCAAAGAUUGCGAUGUUGCAACGGCC